Molecule: messenger RNA, 6623 nt
Organism: Syngnathus acus (greater pipefish)
Lineage: Eukaryota; Metazoa; Chordata; Actinopteri; Syngnathiformes; Syngnathidae
Gene: jcada
Product: junctional cadherin 5 associated a
Exons: 5
Coding region: 344-4807 (1487 amino acids)
Biological process (GO): positive regulation of blood vessel endothelial cell proliferation involved in sprouting angiogenesis
Cellular component (GO): adherens junction; ruffle membrane
Source: RefSeq, a predicted model, not a curated record
GCGCCGCUGCAUCCAGCCAGCUGCCUGCCCACUGGAGCGGAGGCGGGAUGCUCAUGAGCGCCGAUCGUCGUGAGGGGGCUGUUCCCUCCGCACAUCCGAGCUCGCUCAUUCCGUCCGGAGCAGCGGCAGGGAUGAGAGCUUGGCACCGAGGCGCCAAUGCGACGACACGCUCCUCAGUGAUGGCCUCGGCUGCGCAGUUGUGCCGGUGAUCCUGCCGCUGCACACGGGGAAGAAGCGGCGACGCCUUGACAACCGACCUACCUUUCUCGCCCCCCAAAAAAAGCGGAAAAAACACAAAGAGGGGGGGAAAAGAGGAAACACACCAGCAUAAUCAAAUGCGAACAUGUACAGCGUGGAGGACCUCCUCAUUUCUCAUGGAUAUAAGCUCCCCAAGCAUACCUCCGCCUCCACCACCCCGACCCCGACCCCCGCAUCCCGCUCGUCUUCUUCACCUCCAUCUUACAAUAAACACAAUGCGGGUUCGGGGAGCAGGCCCAGUAGCAGGACACUCAACGGCUACGAACGAGGUUUGAGAGUGACGUACGCAAACAACUGUGGAAGCAGGACUCCUCAAGGGUACCUGGCCGCGACUGGAACUAGCUGCCCCAACAACAACGUCGAACCCAGGGAGAGGAGCCAAUCCAGGCAGGAGGUUGAAAUCCAGGGCCAAGUUGAAACGCCUUCCUUUGGAGAGUCGCUGACGUCAGACAGCGGGUUUUGUGAUGGCAGCAGAGGUCAACAGAUGCAGUCCAAGGAUGUGUCCUUCUGGAGGAGGAGAGGCCAGGACUUUACUGUGCUUCUGGACUAUGCGGACCACAGAGGGGAACAUAACAGACCAGAGGGAAGUCAACAAGCAAGAGGUCAAGAGCCGCCCGCGGAGGAACGUCAGAGAGUAGCCCAGGAGCGGCAACGCUGGGCGGCCCAGGUACAGGCUCGUGCUAAAGAAAGAGAGGCGGCUCUCAAACAGUGGAGGGUGGCCACUGAGAGGAAGUGCCAGAGCCUGGGGACAGACGAGUGGCGUCCAGCUGUCAGUUUUAGUCGCCAGAUGUCGCAGAGUGAGGGUGAACGUUGGGCACAGGAGCAGCAGCGGCUCCACGCCAGGACACCAGAGGGAAUGGUAGUCCACCCCAGGACCAAAGCCAAAUCCCAGUCCAUGCCCAGGAUGCUGCGACCUGAGAGCCUGCAAUAUGUGGACAUGUCCUCGUGCGGUCAGGACUUGUACAGACGGGUUAACGGCCACCCGCUGUCACAACAUGACCUUUACCGGGCGCCCCGCUGGCCGGAGAACGGCAGGCCGGCAAGUGCCAACCAGUUAUCGUUAACGCCAAAACCCCGAUUCACUCGACCCCCUAGACCUCCCUCCUACGAAAUGCACCAGCAGAUCAGGGGAAGCUGUGAGUUGCUGUCUGGGAGAGACUCGGUUAUUUCCCAUAGCAGGGACAGGACUCCUCUUCCCAUCAUACGGACAGGUGAUGCUCCACUAGACUAUUUUGCACAGGAUUCUGGACCUCCAGGAUACAUCCCACCCCCAUCGUACAAAAGAGCCCCUGUGAUUAUAGGAGGGCAUCGGGGAUAUGGUGAGAUUGCAGUUGAUUACAGGUACAGAGGUGGCGUAUACCAGCAGAUCCACGUGGCUCCAGAUGGAUCCCAUUGGAUCACUCGACAUCCAGCGGGUUCUUGGUCUGAGUCAUCCAGAGAGAAGUGCAUUGCAGGCCACAAGCAGCUCCAUCCUGUAUGUACUUCGCAAGAGCAUCCAGGUGGAGGAGUGCAAUAUAUCUCCUUCGACGAUCCCCGCAUACGACACAUUUCAGCUCUCGGCGGUAAUUCUCUGACGGACGCCGACAAGAUACGUCACAUCCGCAACGAACUACCCAGCACCACCACCACGUCGGAGCCCGCAUCCGGCAAAAGUGCCUUUUUGCCCCCGUCGGCGGGGCCUUUUAUCGCUGCCAAACUGGCCAGCGAUGCUAAUCAGACGUCUUCAUGUGACUUUGACAAUGACAAUAAGAGGUGGCACAGCAAUUUGCACAAAGCGACUGUCGAUAACUUCUCAGCAACUGACCAAAAUUGUAACACAUAUUCCAAAAACCAACGUCCUCCUCCAUCGCCAUCUUCCGCCUUUCAGGCCCCAAUAAGAAGAGCAGCAUCUCGCCAGGGGUCCAGUUUAGAUCAGGUCUUCGCAGAAACCAUCACACAAGUCAAGAAAAUUGUCCCAGAAUCAGGGUUGGAGAAUAACAGAAAUACAAAGAGAAGAGUUAGUGAGACCAUCUUCUGCCUUGUGUCUGUUCCCCUUCACACACCAACUAACCUUAACAAAGACGCAUCAGCAGAUCAAAACAACAACGACACAGCACGAAGUCUGACCAUGACCAAUACAGAAACCUUCGCUGUUGGCCUCAAGGAGACCCAUAGCCUGCGGAGCAAGUCCGUCAACGAGAUGCCCAUCAAAGUCCACUACUCACAUUUUCACACCACCAGCACUUCCUCGCUGAGGAAUUACAAGAGGGCUCCUUUAAGGAAGGAGAUCAUAGACGCCUGGGCACUUCAAGCCAAUGACGACAAGCAGAUGUGCUAUUCCGGCUCCUGGCCAGGAAAUCAAUACCGUAACCAGGAAACCCAGACUGGUUCACCCUUGACAGUGGUGAAAAGUCCAGAACCCCAAAGCCCACCCGGAGGACAAGAACCUGUUCAUUCUGCAUCGGACACGACGACUGACAGCGGCGUAGGAACAGAUAACGGUUCCUCUUACGGCUAUCCCAUGGCCGGGCAGAAAAAUCUCCAUCCCUCCAGCAACAGCGCCUUCUCCCGACUCAGCGGCAGCCCAACAUCGCAACCUUCUGAGCAACACAUAUUCUCUCCAUCCAAACGAGAAGAUUCAGGAGACCAGAAGCCAUCGUCUCCAAAGAGGAGCAGUCCUCCCGAGUGUGCUGAACAAGUGGCCUUUGGUCAGUUUCUCCUAAAGCCAGUCAACAGACGGCCAUUCGAUGCCAUCGGUGAGCUGGAGACCAUCAAUAAGGAGAUGGAAGACACAAUCAGCAAGAGGCGGCAUCUCGGUCGCUCGAUCGACGAUUUAGACGGGAUGAACAAAAGAAAUGGCCGCUAUCAUCCGGGAAAGCAUUUUGGAGCGGGUAGAGAAAAACCCGUUCUCAAAAUAAGAUCUAAAUCCUUUCCUUCUGCCAACGAUUUGGAAUCCGUGGCCGCACGACAGGAUUUCUCCAGACCGCAGACCGACGUACCUGAUAAGUUACAAUCCUCACCGCCUCAACAGAGUCAUUCAAAGCAGCUUUACAGGCAGGAUAUUCCCGUCGCGCAGGAGUCAUUGCUAAGGGAUGUCGGGCUGACCGUCUACACCGAGACCCCCGGUGGUCACAGCGAGCAGCGCUCACUCUUGCUUUCAAACCAACUCCACCGCGACGACCAGCUUUCGAGCGAGAGCGGAACAGAUCCAGAGCUUCCAGAUAAAGCGGAGACUGAGUCAGACAAAAUGUCACAAAGCAGGACUGAGCUUACUUUGAGCAGGAAUGAAAUUUGCAAAUUGAGUCAAAGUUCCUUUGUUUUCGAGGAAAACGGGAAUGACUGUGAGUCAACCAUAGCAGACAUGCACCUUGAGAACUUGCUUACUCAAGAGAAAGCCAAUUCGUUACCCGCCGAGGACCUUAGUAGUCUGUACGAAGUCAAAUCUGCAAAGGGAAUACCGGAAAACGAAUCAAUGGAGGAGAGAGCUGCCAGGAUUUUGGGUAUUACCGUUCCGAUGGAGACCUUGGGAAAGUCAGAGAGGAGUGAUGACGCAGAAACUCCUGGAGAUGAGAAACCUCAUCUCGAAGGCGAUGAGAAUGUGAUCAAAGAGCCCGAGCAAGUUGAACAGGGACCGCUGAUUUUACCGGGAACCGAGACGGAAGUGUCAAAGUUAGGGGAAGACCAAAUUGACGACAACAGACAAAAGCACAAUCACAACGAGGAGGACAUCACUCAGUCAACGGUGGUGCUGGACCUGCCCGAAUAUCCGCCGGGUCAUCUUUCACUGUCCCUCCCCAUCACUCCCGAUAGGGUGAGGAAAGGAGAAAAUAAGGGCACCGCCGCACCACAACCUUCCAAAAAAUUCAUCGAAGCCCUGCAAGAUAAGCUAAACAAUGCAUCUGGUGGCGGCAGGUCAACCACGGACCGAAUAGCCCGACUCAAAGAACUCCACUCGGUGUCUCGGAUCAGACGCCUCAGCCUGAAAGCUUCUGAUUCCAGUCGGAAUUGUAAUUCUGAUGCUAGGGAGGAAAACUCAGUUCAGGGAGAGCCAAAGCUUGAGGAUGAGGAGAAACGGAAAGGUGAUGAAGGUGUGAAGGCACAGAACGGAAGGAGGGACGAGGUCGAUGUGGAUUCUCCGGUCGAGCCUGAAACUCUCCAAGAUUGUCAACCCGGUGGAGACAAUGAAGAUAUAUGCAAAGGAGGUGAAAAAUCACAGGAGGUAGAACAGACUGAUGAAGAGUUUGCACUAAAAGCAAUAAACGAAGGAGUAAGAGAAGCAAAACCAGAAGAGCCUGAAGGAAACGCAGAGCCUGACAACGCAGACAAACACGAAGCAGCAGAAGUUAGCAAAAGCCAAACGACAAACGACGUGAAGGUAGACAAGUUGCCCAAAGCAAAGCGUCGGAUGAAGCUCCAGAAGCCUCCACUGCUUCCUAAACCUCGAAGUGUUCCCAAAAGAGAAAUAACACUACCGCUCAGCUUCAACCCUGGGACUCCCACAAAUCUGGAGGAUGAGGAGAUGCUAAAUGUCUCAGACUCCUACGAUCCCAGUCGAGUGGAGCGAGUGUAACCCACGACUGUGUCGACCACUGUGGAAAACGUUUCCUGCUUAACCUUUUUUGCCAAGAAAAAAAAAAAAAAAAAAAGUUCCCGCGGCUUAGUCGGAUCGUUACAUAUCAACCCUCAGCGAUCGGACUUUCCUGGUGCUGCGGGAAUAUUUUACAGCCAAAUAAAAAAAAAAAGGUGGUGCCAAUUCUCCGAGUCCUUCCAGCCACCCCCUUCAAAUAUUUCUCUGCUACACCAAGAAAACUGCCUUCCUUUGAAAUAUUCUUUUUUUUUUUUUUUGCUUUUGUUCCAGUGCACGUCAUUAUUCCCGCCGCACUCUGCCUUCUGGCUCGGUGUUGAAUUAUGAAUGUAAAAGCGCUUCUGCUCUUCAAAAGAAAUGUAACAGGUAAAUUGAAAACAAAAAGGCAACAGUAUUGCAUUACAAUCAGUAUUAAUCCUCACCAAAUGUAAAUAUAAGAAAGAAGUAUCAAAAUUUUAUCUAGAUUAUAAAAAUGGAUUUAACAAAUGUAUAUUUUCUUAUCUAUGUUCAGAUUGCUUUCUAAAUAUUUGAGUGUUACACUAAUAAUGGAAGCCUCUAUUCUUUAUUCUUCUACGUGUAUGAUAGCGAAUGUACUCAGAGUCUGGGUUGCAAUGAGAAACACUGUGGUCUUUAAAAAAAUAAAUAAAAAUAGUUUCACUUCAGAGCAAUAUAGUAACGUACUGUAUGUUUCGGUCUCGGUUUCCAAGUAGUACGAUUCAACGAGCUGAUCAUUUAAAUGUCCACGUCAAAGUGUGCAGCUUAUUUGUGUCGUGUACCAAUAAUCUUUUGUUUCGAGCGCAUCACGUUUAGCAUCAGUCACAUAUUGUAAAUCAGAAAUUUGAGUACUACUUUGCCAAUUACCAUCAAGUUUUGUGGGCAGUUUUGCUAUUGGAAGUCAAGCUGUGAUUUCAGAAGUGCUUCUCUGCAGGAAAUAAUAAAUGUCCCGCUAUGUUAAAUGAAAGGUAUGCCUUUGUUCACACUCUUGGUUAACUUGUGUGUAAAAUCAAUUAUUUUAACUCGAGUGAAUAUGGUGAAAGUGUCGGUGAUGAUGUACAGAACAUUGUAAACGUCUUCAAUCAUUGUAUGUUGACAUAUCGGUUCUUAUUUAACAGGUUUCGAGCAGAGCUGACUUUGCUUUUGGGAUAGCAAUAUAAGACAUUUGGCAAUAUACCAAAACCAAACUUUAUGCUAUGCAUUGGACAUCGACAUUUAAUAGGUUUAAUACCAAAAUUUAAAGCUGCAACUACUGGUUUCCUUGUUUUCUCCCCAGUAGAAUCAUUUUGAUUUUACAAGUGUGGAAUUUUAGAAGUCCAUUAUUUUGUUUUAGUCUCGUCAUCCUCGUUAGUCUUUUGUACUGCAAAUGAGUUGUAACAUAUAGACUGAUUGGUGCACAUCUUGCUUUGAUAUUUUCUAUUUUCAUACAGACAAGAUAUGUAUAGCAUCUUUUUUUAAUGUGCGCCAUCUCUAGUUUUAGUAUGCGUGCGCGUGUGUGCGUGUGCAUGAAAUUACAGAGAAGUGUAUUUGCAUAUCCAGUACAUGCAUUUGGUACUAUGGUCUAUAGUCAACCCAAUAAACAACUGUUAUAUUUCAAAUAAUGUAUAUUUUAUUUUCAAAAAGGUAUUCUACAUAUUUAAAGCAGAACGUGUUAUUUUUAGAUUGUGAAAAGGGAACUAAUUAUAAAAGGCACAAUGUUUGUCUACAAUAAAAUAGAUCAUUUAGAAUGAUCGUAAUUAGAGACAAGUGUGUGCUAUUGUACAGUAUUACAGACUAUUCAUAAAUAAAAGUCUUUGCAUGAAAAACA